AAGAAAAAAAUUUAUAUGGGGAAAAAAAAAGUAAAGCACAGAAACUCUGACAGAUGAUUCAUAUUCAAGCUGCAAAUCACAUCCCUGUAUAGGACAGCAGACACAUGGGCAAACUAGGUUAACAGAGGAGGCAGAAGCCCCCAGCCUGGGAAAAAAGAAGGUAUGGAAAUGUAUUUCUGCCCUGCUCACUUACCUUUCUUUUCGGCACUGAACACGAUGAAAAUUUCUGUGAAAUGAAAAUGGGUGAAAAAUGGAAAUGGUUUAAUGACUCUCAUAAAAAAAAUCGACCAAGAAAUAAGACUGGUUCAACAGAUUUGUUUCAGAAACAUUCCUUCCACGCUAACUAAGCAAUGUUGGUAUAAUUCUUAUUAAAACGUCAGUAUUCAACGCAAGGUGUCAGGUGCAAAGCAUCCACGGAGUCCAAAGGUGUUUUCCAGCUCCGGCCACCCGGGGCGGCGGGGGGGUGCCCCGUCCAUUGCAGCAUCGUUAGCGGGCCUGGUUAGAGGCGCGCUGCCUUCUUUUCUCUUCCCUCGGCACCAGGCUCAACUCAGGCCGGCCAGCGCCAGCGGAGAACCGGCAGCGGCCCGAAUUAAAGCUCACCGCGAACAGGUCACUGGGAUCAGCGCUCCGAGACGCGUCCGCGGAGCCCGUCGGGAGUUGUAGUCUCUGCACCCUCGCGAAGGCAGGACGCGGCGGGCGCCGGAGCGCCGAGAGGGGCGGGGCCGCGGCUGGGGUUGGCGCAGGCGCACAGCUCCGGCUAGGCAGUAUGGCGGAUCUAGCGCCUCAACCAAGCAAGAGAAAGCGCGAACUGGAUGCCGAAGAGGCGGAAGCCGCCAGCACAGAAAAAAAGGAAGGGGGCGUUGGAAAUGGUACCUCCGCCCCUGUGCGCUUACCGUUCUCCGGCUUUAGAGUGAAAAAAGUGCUGAGGGAGUCUGCGAGGGACAAAAUCAUUUUUCUCCAUGGGAAGGUGAAUGAGACCUCUGGGGACGGAGAUGGAGAGGAUGCUGUUGUAAUCCUAGAGAAGACACCGUUUAAGGUAGAGCAGGUGGCCCAGCUCCUGACGGGCAGCCCUGAGCUCCAGUUGCAGUUCUCCAAUGAUAUUUACAGCACCUAUCACCUGUUUCCUCCACGGCAGCUGAGUGACGUGAAGACAACCGUGGUUUACCCUGCCACUGAGAAGCACCUGCAAAAGUACCUGCGCCAGGACCUCCACCUGGUGCGAGAGACGGGAAGCGAUUACAAGAACAUCACCUUACCCCACCUGGAGUCCCAGAGCCUCAGCAUCCAGUGGGUAUACAACAUUCUCGAUAAGAAGGCAGAAGCUGACCGGAUAGUUUUUGAGAACCCAGACCCCUCUGAUGGCUUUGUUCUCAUCCCUGACCUCAAGUGGAACCAACAGCAGCUCGAUGACCUGUACCUGAUUGCCAUCUGCCAUCGCCGGGGCAUCCGAUCGCUUCGGGACCUCGCUCCAGAGCACCUGCCGCUGCUCAGGAACAUCCUCCGGGAGGGCCAGGAAGCCAUCCUGCAGCGCUACCAGGUGAGGGGAGACCGUCUCCGCGUGUACCUGCAUUACCUGCCUUCCUACUACCACCUGCACGUGCACUUCACGGCCCUGGGCUUCGAGGCCCCCGGCUCCGGGGUGGAGCGGGCUCAUCUGUUAGCAGAUGUGAUCGAGAACCUGGAGUGUGACCCGGAGCAUUACCAGCAGCGCACCCUCACCUUCGCCCUCAGGGCCGAUGACCCUCUGCUCAAGCUCUUGCAGGAGGCCCAGAGGAGCUGAGUCCCACCCAGGGGCUGUCCGGCGAAGAACACAGAUGUGUGGGAUCCGGGUGGGCUGGGGAGGGACUUCGGGAUUUUUAGUACCAAGUGAAUUUUUUUUUUAAAUGUAUUUUGUACUGGCUUAUUCCUAGUAUGUGAGUAAAGUAUUGGUCUCCUUUGGUGUGGACUGAUGACUGGGGGGGCAGGUGGUGCCGGCAGAACAGGGUAGGAAGAUCCUGGUACAGGAGCCAGGUCUGGGGUGGUGGCUUCCGCUGACCUGGAUGUGUGCCAAGGGCUUUCUCCAAAUCCCAGUGAACACCAUCCUUGGUGAUUCCCAUGUCCCGAAUCCGACGGUGCCUUCCCCCGUCUUCGGUCCUUCCUGCUCUGCUCCCACCUCCCCCUUCCUUCCUCCCAUUUGCUGUAUCUUCCUCCUGGUUUUCAAGGCCCAUGUGUCUGGGAGUUCCCCAAAAAAACCAAAUACAAAAACUUUAUGGAAAUAACCUAUAGAGU
Molecule: messenger RNA, 2268 nt
Organism: Zalophus californianus (California sea lion)
Lineage: Eukaryota; Metazoa; Chordata; Mammalia; Carnivora; Otariidae
Gene: DCPS
Product: decapping enzyme, scavenger
Exons: 6
Coding region: 767-1780 (337 amino acids)
Biological process (GO): deadenylation-dependent decapping of nuclear-transcribed mRNA
Cellular component (GO): nucleus; P-body
Molecular function (GO): RNA 7-methylguanosine cap binding; hydrolase activity
Source: RefSeq, a predicted model, not a curated record